AUGAACAAGAAUUCUGUUGCAGCUCGACGUCGAUCUGGAGACGAAUUGGAUGUAUUCCCCUCAGGUGCCGGACGGGCAAAUCAUAAGCCUGAAAGACUCGAUAAGACGGACAGAAAGAGACGCUCAAUCGUCAUUAUCGAAGUUAGAGGGAAAGGACUGCCAGAUUCUUUCAUUCAUGCUGGCGACAUCCCUCCUGCACUUCGUUGGCAAUCCAUGGUUGCAAACUCACUUCAACAGCGAAACUUGCGGGUACUGAACAGUCAAUCACCACCAGAUAUUACUAAGCCGUACUUGAGUUCGGCCCUCAUCUCUCCAGCACAGCCACCACUUCUAAGAGACUUGAUCCAGCCUCAUCGCUUUCCCGAUAUUCUGUCGCCGGGAAUACUUCUCCUAGAGAUAGGACGAGGGUCUCCCAUGGCGUUGAACGAGUCCCAUGACACAACUCUCGUGGCUCAUAAGUUUAGGGAAGCCUGGGCCGAUGAUUUGCUUACAAAGUUUUCGAGGACGAUUCCUGCUGGCCUUCAUCGAGCUAUUUCCGCCUGUAUCGGCCCACGAGGGUCCAGAUACAACGUUCUCGAUAAGGCGCUGAACAGAGACUUUACAAUGAGGAAAUAUAUCUUUGAAAGGAUCCUGUACCCACUCGAAGAUGCUCUCUCUGCCGCCUACAAAAUUAAGUUGAAUGAGUCGCAUGCUGAUAUCUCGUCUGUGGAGGGAGUCAAGGAAAUGGAACAUUCCGAUCACCAGGACGAGUAUCAACAGGAAAGAGAAUAA
Fusarium verticillioides 7600 is the source of this 771-nucleotide messenger RNA. RefSeq lists its product as hypothetical. NCBI's taxonomy places the organism in Eukaryota, Fungi, Ascomycota, Sordariomycetes, Hypocreales, Nectriaceae. The record is from RefSeq and is a predicted model, not a curated record. The coding region runs from base 1 to 771 and encodes 256 amino acids. The transcript is spliced from 3 exons.